UGGUUCAUUUCAUGGCCCAAGCUUGAAGUCUAACUCUAACCCAACCCUCACCUUCACUUCAUUUCACUCUCAAUCUCACACCCGACAGCUUUCUUCUCCUUAAACUCCAGAGCCUCUCACUUCGUCUGCACGCUGAUCCGUCGCGCCACCACACGAAUAUCCACCUCAAACCUUCUCCUGUCAACAACUCCCAAGCAACCUCCAAAAUGGCCUGCGGAUCCUCCAAGUGCCUCUACGACCGAAACGGUCCUGGCAGCGCCGCCACUUCAAUCGCCGAAUCCAUCAUCAAGCCCUCCGAGGCCACAGGCACCAAGACCAAGUGCAUCGAAUGCGGUGACUACGAAUGCUGCUGCAUCCCUUGCACUAUCCUGUAAAGAGGCAUUCUUCACUUUACAGAAUAACAUGGAAUUCGGGAGUUUUAUACGGAAAUGCUGUCGUUUCUGGCGGCGCAUACUUGAAAGGACUAUGAAGAAUGAACUACGAUGCUAUGGAAAGGCUAGUCGAUGUGAUAAUAACCUUAUAAAUUAAAUACAAUAACAAAAAGAUUCAACA
Molecule: messenger RNA, 552 nt
Organism: Fusarium graminearum PH-1
Lineage: Eukaryota; Fungi; Ascomycota; Sordariomycetes; Hypocreales; Nectriaceae
Exons: 2
Coding region: 207-374 (55 amino acids)
Source: RefSeq, a predicted model, not a curated record